AUGCUCUCGUCCGCCAUCUGGGGACCGGCGAUAUGCAAAGCGUGCUGGAACUCCAGUCUGCCUGUUCAACAGCGAUCAGCGGCCAUCCACAUCCUCAAGCAGAUCAUCAACGAGGAUCUCAGCUCGCUCCGAAGCUUCUGCUCUUCCCUCUACUUCACCGAUGAGACGGACGGCACCCGGCCCAAGCUGUUCUGGACUCAGGAGGUGUGGAAUUACCUCUUGGGCGAGGCCAACCUUGCCAAAGGGAUCAGCCACGUUCCUCUCCCCUUGCAACAAGUGAUCUUCUGCACUCACAGCGACGUCGCGCUGCUGGACACCGAGCACAUGCCCGAGCUGGAGCUCCAAGACGUCUAUGCGCUCUUCUUCUAUGUGGUCGACCCGAACAAGGCAGUCCGUGAAGCGAUCGCGAACCUUAUCGUAAGUGCGAGCAUCUGGAGUGGCGGCCACUGA
Acanthamoeba castellanii str. Neff is the source of this 450-nucleotide messenger RNA. RefSeq lists its product as uncharacterized. The transcript is spliced from 3 exons. The record is from RefSeq and is a predicted model, not a curated record. Lineage: Eukaryota; Discosea; Longamoebia; Acanthamoebidae. The coding region runs from base 1 to 450 and encodes 149 amino acids.